Harmonia axyridis is the source of this 1760-nucleotide messenger RNA. Its product is annotated as ATPase WRNIP1-like. Bases 242 to 1663 code for a protein of 473 amino acids. The transcript has 4 exons. Gene Ontology annotation, cellular component: nucleus. Gene Ontology annotation, molecular function: ATP hydrolysis activity; single-stranded DNA helicase activity; enzyme activator activity. The record is from RefSeq and is a predicted model, not a curated record. NCBI's taxonomy places the organism in Eukaryota, Metazoa, Arthropoda, Insecta, Coleoptera, Coccinellidae. Gene Ontology annotation, biological process: DNA-templated DNA replication; regulation of DNA repair.
UAAUUGAUUUGUUCAGAAAAUUUCUAGAUAUUCCAUAAACGUUUUUCAAAUGAAUGUGUGAAAUCUCUACAAUGGUACAGAAAAAUCUCGAACGGCUACGAACGCGUUUUAUAAUUGACAGUUAGCACCUAUCUAUGGUUUAGAGGCUUUUAUUGGUUCGUUUACUGUGGCCGGUAGUGAAUUGUGCAUAAUCGAUUUUUCGAAAGAUUAGUUGUGAGAAUUAACAAAUAACUAUUCCAUAAUGGGUGACAAAGCCGAACAAAACUGCCCAAUUUGCAGCAAAUCUUUUCCUGCAGGGGAAAUUGAAGCUCACGCAAACAAAUGCAUCUUCUUGAAUUCCGAUACGCCAAAGCGUAAAAGAUCUGUUUCUCCUUCUGAUAGUACAUAUUCUCAUCACAGACAUGAAAGGAAAAAGUCGCCCGCUUUGAAUGGUGACCCCUCUAACAUUCCAUUGACGAAGCAAGUAAUUCCAAGAAAAAUCGAAGAUUUUAUUGGCCAAUCCCAUGUACUUGGAGACUCUACAAUUUUACAUGUAUUACUCAAAAAGGGAGAUAUUCCCAAUAUGAUCAUAUGGGGCCCACCAGGUAGCGGUAAAACAUCUCUUGCUUCCAUAAUCAAACACAUAUGCAGGUCAGAACCAGAAAAGCUGAUUUAUCAUUCUUUGAAUGCUGCUCAGUGUGGUGUUAAAGAUGUUCAAAGCUUGGUUACUACCGCUAGCAAUGAUUCAAAAAAUGGUAAAAAAACUAUUAUUUUCAUGGAUGAGAUCCACAAAUUCAACAAAAAACAACAAGACGUGUUCUUGGGACCAAUUGAACAAGGUGAAAUCACUCUUGUUGGGGCCACAACUGAAAACCCAUCUUUUGAGCUUAACAUGGCGCUGUUAAGCAGAUGCAGACUUGUAGUUUUUGAAAAAUUGUCAAGUAGCGAUGUUAACAAAAUUUUGAAGAAAGCUGCUGAAGUUAUGGGUAUUGAUGUAUUUUCAAAAGGGGAUAAGAAUGAGUUCCAAGAGGAUAGGACUUAUAUUGAAGAAGCUGCUCUAGAAUGGCUUGGGGAUACCUGUAAUGGAGAUGCCAGGAUCGCAUUGAACAACUUUGAAUUGAUACAGAAGUAUUUCAGUCAUGAAGGUAAAGUGAUUACUUAUUAUGAUGUGAAGGAAGGGGUUAAGAAAUCACACCUUGUACAUGACAAAAAAGGAGAUGAACAUUACAAUAUGAUUUCUGCUCUACAUAAGAGUAUCAGGGGCUCUGAUCCUGAUGCAGCUUUAUAUUGGACAACUAGAAUGAUUAUGGGAGGUGAAAACCCUCUAUAUAUAGCCCGUAGACUUAUCAGAGCAGCAAGUGAAGAUAUUGGAGAAGCUGAUCCACAAGCUCUACAACUUGCUGUGUCUACCAUGCAAGGUUGCCAAUUGUUAGGUAUGCCAGAAGCUGAUGUUUUGUUAGCUCAGUGCUCUGUUUACUUGGCUAAAGCACCAAAGAGCAGAAAAAUCGAUACUGCACUUGGAAAAGCUAAAACUUGCAUUGCUGAACAACAGGGCAGCCAACCUACUGUUCCUUUACAUUUAAGAAAUGCUCCAACCAAGUUAAUGAAGGACUUGGGUUAUGGAAAACCUGGAGAUUAUGCUGGUUUCAUGCCUGAAUCUCUAAAAGAAGUCAAAUUUCUUUGAACGUUGAGUCAUGCAGGUUUUAUUCUUUUGAGUUAGAUUUAAUUUUACAUUCAUGGUUCAUGUAUUUGUAUUAAAUAAAUGUGUAUGUGAUUGAAAA